GCAAAAGACAUUCUUAAGACUUCGAUGUUAAGCAAAGCACUCGACUUUCGAACACCGUAUUAAACCAGUCUCUCCGAUUUGCCACACUCCCAACGGCGAAAAGGAAAUGGCUCUAGAGAUGCGGCAGAGGCGGCCCCUCACCUCCGACACUCCGCCGUCCACGGCGGCUUCUUCUUCCUACUCUAAGUCCGUUAAGCCAGGCCGAUCGAGCACCACUGAAGACGAUGGCAAAGGAAUCGGGUGGUUCUUCCCACUUUUUGCUCUGGGGCUUCUCAGGUACAUGAGUGCCACAUCUAACAUCAUUCACGACUGCGACGAGGUUUUCAAUUAUUGGGAGCCCCUCCAUUUCCUUCUCUACAAAUCUGGCUUCCAAACUUGGGAAUACAGUUCUGAGUUUGCGCUUCGGUCAUAUUUAUACAUUGUUCUCCAUGAACUAGUGGGCAGACCAGCUGCGUGGCUGUUUUCUGAGGAUAAAGUGAGAGUAUUCUUUGCUGUAAGACUUUUCCUUGGUCUUCUAUCUGUUAUUUCAGAAACAGUUCUUGUUGUGGCACUCUCUAAGAAGUAUGGGAAGCGCCUUGCCACUUAUACUCUUGCAAUGUUAUGCUUGACCAGUGGUUGUUUCUUUGCUAGCACUAGUUUCUUGCCUAGUUCCUUCUCCAUGUAUGCUGUUUCUUUGUCAUCUGGGUUAUUUCUACUUGAGAAACCUGCUCCAGCAGUUGCUGUCGCUGCUGCUGGUGUAAUUCUUGGCUGGCCGUUUUCGAUCUUGGUUUUUCUUCCAGUCACACUUUAUGCUUUACGCAGCAAAUUCAAAGAGGCGUUUCUUGCAGGGGCUCUAACAUCCAUAAUUCUCCUUGCCUUCUCGCUGCUUGUUGACUACUACUACUAUAAAAGGUGGACAUCAUCUGUGCUAAAUUUGCUGAUAUAUAACGUCUUGGGCGGUGGUGAAAGCCACUUGUAUGGAACCGAAGGACCAUUGUUCUAUCUCAGAAAUGGAUUUAACAACUUCAAUGUUUGUUUCGUUCUUGCAUUGCUCUUUCUGGGAAUUUUACCAAUUUCAAGGAAAAAGUAUGUGCCGGACUUGCUUGUGGUCAUCUCACCUAUUUAUAUUUGGCUUGGAUUCAUGACAUUGCAGCCACACAAGGAGGAAAGAUUCCUUUAUCCAAUAUAUCCUCUUAUUUGUGUUGCUGCUUCAGCCGUCAUCGAGUGCUUUCCAGAUUUUUUCAGAGAUAAAUACAAUCCACAUGAUAAUUCUGUACUCGUCGUGAUAGCAAAAGUUCUUAGACCCCUUGCUCUUGGCCUUAUCCUUUGUGCAUCCCAUGCUCGUACAUUUUCAUUGAUUAAUGGUUACUCUGCUCCGCUGGAGGUUUACAAGGUCUUGGCUCACCACGAGGAUAUAAGACCAGGUUCCACAAUUUGUGUUGGGAGCGAGUGGCAUCGUUUUCCAUCAUCAUUUUUCAUUCCUGAUUACGUGCAAGAAGUAAGAUGGAUCGACGAUGGGUUCCGAGGUCUUCUUCCUUUCCCGUUUAAUUCUACCUUGGGAGGGACUGCAGCUGCUCCACCAUACUUUAACAACAAGAACAAGGCAUCAGAUAAGCAAUAUCUCCGAGAUCUCGAUGAAUGCACCUUCCUUGUCGAGCUUCAACUCGAUAGACCGUAUGCUUCUCGUGGAAGUGACACAUUGAAGUGGGAGGCUAUUGCAGCAUGGCCUUACCUGGACAGGGAGUUCUCACCGCCAUUUUAUCGGUCAUUUUUCAUUCCCUACUUCUGGCAGACUAAAAAUGCUUUUGGAAUGUACAAGCUGCUUAGGAGAAUAACAAAGUAAUUCUCCAUAUCUUACGAUGUCUCCAACGUUCGUCAAGCAGGCUAGAAACUUAGCUUAUAAGAGAGUUUGCCAAGAAUUUUCCCUUGUGAUCUUCAUGCCUGCCAUGCCACCAAAAUUCAGAAAAAAAAUCUUUCAGAUCCGAGGGUGGUAAUUUAUUCGGUAGAACUUUCUCUUUGUUGAUCUUUUAGCGUUAUGUGGGUAGAAAUUCGAACAUCUAAUUUGUUUGGAUGUGUAAUAUCUCAUAUAGUUGAACUAUACUUAGAUUAGUUGAUCUUGAAUCAUUCCGUUAUGGACUACCGUACUCUCA
Cucurbita maxima (winter squash) is the source of this 2129-nucleotide messenger RNA. RefSeq names its product dol-P-Man:Man(6)GlcNAc(2)-PP-Dol alpha-1,2-mannosyltransferase-like. Bases 107 to 1822 code for a protein of 571 amino acids. Gene Ontology annotation, cellular component: endoplasmic reticulum membrane. The record is from RefSeq and is a predicted model, not a curated record. Lineage: Eukaryota; Viridiplantae; Streptophyta; Magnoliopsida; Cucurbitales; Cucurbitaceae. Gene Ontology annotation, molecular function: alpha-1,2-mannosyltransferase activity. The transcript has 10 exons. Gene Ontology annotation, biological process: protein N-linked glycosylation.